AUGUCUUCCAUCCCGUCUAACAAAUACAAACUUCUUACCUCGUUUGCUGAAAAAAUAAUUCGUCUGUCAAACAAACAUGAAAACCUCACACAAAACCCUUCUGCCUCUCCUUGGGACCCAAAUAAACCAAGACAACCAGACACCGAGACACCAACGGCCUUCGGCAUCCACGACGGCCUCCUAAACCUCAUGGAAAGAGUAUACUUUCUACACACCCUCGCCCGCGCAACAGGAAGCCUGGAUUCACACUCAAUCCCACAAGCCCUCGCCAUAUGGAACGAUCUAGAGCACCUGAAUCCCCCAGAAACCCUCGAUUCAUCCGGGUAUCUUUCCCUACAUGCAUCCUGUGUAUCAGCACUCUUUGUAUGGCUCUAUCUUGUCGUGCACCCGGAGAAUAUGGAAGAUGAAAAGGUUCAAAAUACUGUAUAUACAGGCCUUGUUAACGCGGAGAAUAUCUCUGAUGUUGAAGUUUUCCCGUUCUUGCUUAUUCCCGCUUUUUGCCUUGGUAUAGCAAGUAUUCGACUGGAGGAUAGAGAUAUGGUGAAGGGUAUUUUUGACAAGGCUGAGCGGUCAGGGAUAGCGAGGAGGUUUAGGGAGACUGUGAAUGAAAGCUGGAAGCGAUGGGAUAGGGGUGUGAAAAGGAGCUGGGACUCGGGAGUUUGA
Molecule: messenger RNA, 663 nt
Organism: Penicillium cataractarum
Lineage: Eukaryota; Fungi; Ascomycota; Eurotiomycetes; Eurotiales; Aspergillaceae
Exons: 1
Coding region: 1-663 (220 amino acids)
Source: RefSeq, a predicted model, not a curated record